Molecule: messenger RNA, 1481 nt
Organism: Chrysoperla carnea
Lineage: Eukaryota; Metazoa; Arthropoda; Insecta; Neuroptera; Chrysopidae
Gene: Tasp1
Product: threonine aspartase 1
Exons: 5
Coding region: 265-1440 (391 amino acids)
Biological process (GO): protein maturation
Molecular function (GO): threonine-type endopeptidase activity
Source: RefSeq, a predicted model, not a curated record
AUAUCUCUUUCCAAAUCGAUACAUUAAAAACAAAUGUCAAACAAAACCACGUGUUGUAGUCGACUGACAGUUCCAUAAAAAUAGAGUUCCAGUACCAAGCGGUCAAGAUUCACUUUUUUGGUUGAAGUUGAAACACUAAACAACCACAAAAUAUUUAUGAAAAGUUUAGGAAAUAGGCGGAAAUUCAAGAACUAUAACCGCUAUUGUUUUAAAAUUAAAAUGCAAAUUUUCAUAUUUUUUGGUUACAUGAUAUAAAUAUUCAUAAUGGGAUUUAUUGCUUUACAUUUAGGGGUAGGAACUUACAACGAUAAUAAUAAUUACGAUGAGUAUAAUGAAUUAUUAAAUAAGGCAGUUAUUAGUGCAAUUAACAUUUUACGAAAAGGUGGAACUGCGAUAGUUGCUUGUACAGCUGCUAUCAAAAUAUUAGAAGAUGAUCCAUUAGUAAAUUGUGGAUAUGGUUCAAAUUUAACAAUGGAUGGUACAGUUGAAUGUGACGCAUCUAUUAUGGAUGGUACUAAUAUGCAUUUCGGGGCUUGUGGUGCUGUAAGCGGUGUAAAAAAUCCAAUAGAACUUGCAUACAAAUUAUGUCAUAAUCAAUCGAAGGAAUCAAUUUUAGUGGCACCUUGUAUUCUGGUUGGUGAUGGGGCUUACCAAUUUGCGAUUAAUGAAGGUUUACCUUUAAUCGAAAAAGAAAAAUUAAUAUCAGCUAAAGCUUAUAAAGUUUAUAAAAAGUAUAAACGAUAUCUAAAUGAGUAUAAUAAUCAUAUAAAGAAACGUCAAGAAAGUGAAGAAAAUUCUUCAGAAGUAGUUAAACCAAAAAUUAAAGUGAUAGUCAAUACAAACAAAUUGUCACCCGUUAAAAAUUCUAAACGUAAAGUGGAAAUACUCGACGUGGAAAGUUCAACUAAAAAAAUGAAAGAUAACGAAGACGACUUAGAAAAUUCGGAUGAUUUAGAAAUAGGAAAAAGAUAUGAUACAGUUGGAGCGGUUUGUAUUGAUAAUAAUGGAUGUUUGGUGUCAGGUGUUAGUUCUGGAGGUAUAAUUUUAAAACAACGUGGUCGAAUUGGUCAAGCGUGCAUUUUUGGAGCGGGAAUUUGGUCUGAUGAAAAUGUGGCUGUGAGUACUACAGGUUGCGGGGAACAUAUUAUUAAAACAAAUUUGGCUAAAGAAAUUGCUGGUAAUGUAAUGGAUUCAGAAUUUAAUUUAGUGGAAACUUUAAAAUUGAAAUACACUGAUUCGCCAAUUUUAAAACAUGAGAAAAUGGAAAAAAUUGCUGGAGCUAUUGUUGUAAAUAAAACAGAAAAAAAUUGUGGAAUUUUUAGUUGGGGCCAUACAGAUAGACAUAUGGGUGUCGGUUAUAUGAGUACCGACGACGAUUCACCGAAGAUUUGUAUUUCAUCAGACUACGAAAAUAUCCAAAGUACUACCUUUUUAUACUAAAUAAUAAGUGUAUUUUCUCUAUAUGAGUUCAUUUUAAUUUG